AUGCUUCACUCUAAACGCCAUCCAUCAUCGAAGACGAUGUUCACUGGAACUUCUGCCCCAACCCAAGCAUCUCACAAACGGCGUCGACUCAUCAGCCCUCCGCCUCAUCUUUCUAAUGACGAUGGCCCUUUGAAUCUGUCCACUCCAACCGGGCUAUCCGUGCUGACUCAAGGGUCGCCGACGGGGGAAUCGAAAGGAAAACUAGCAGCUACUGGAGGUCCUAAGAAUCCUAUCCUCACGAACGCUUAUUGUACUUCUUGUCGCCGAAUUCUGCACGCGACCAGAACGGGCAUCGUUGAGUGUGCGCGAUGCAACGCCAUCUCAUGUGCCAUUUGUUCCCGACGAUGUACUCAAAACAUUCCUUCUUAUCCUCCCACACCACAACUCUCGUUCACCCCGACACCAACCCCUUCCCCCUCCUUCCCCAUCCGACGCCUCGCUCUCCAUGCUGCCAACGACACCAACUCUCUAAGUGUAAAUCUCACGGCGAAAUCUGACGACGCAUCAAAGAAAAGGAAGAAUGCCACGAACGAUCGACCUCACGAUAAUGCUAGCUGCGCAGCCAAAUUCUUCGUCCGGAUACCCUUUGAGGAAAGUUCGCUCUUGACCUUUGCUGAUGGGAACGUGAAAGUCGACGCCGAUGGAGGGGGAUGUGGGAGAGUGGUGUGCAAGGGAUGUUGUUAUGAGGAUGGCGAGGCCGUCACUUGCUUUUCGUGUAACGGGACCCGCUAG
Pleurotus ostreatus (oyster mushroom) is the source of this 732-nucleotide messenger RNA. RefSeq lists its product as uncharacterized. The record is from RefSeq and is a predicted model, not a curated record. The transcript has 2 exons. Bases 1 to 732 code for a protein of 243 amino acids. NCBI's taxonomy places the organism in Eukaryota, Fungi, Basidiomycota, Agaricomycetes, Agaricales, Pleurotaceae.